AUGAAAAACAAAAAGAAAUUGCGAUGCCUCGCUGCAAUUCUUCUCACGGUUAUGCUGUUUGUGGUGGCUGAGACUGAUACCGAUGCGCUUGAAGUUUCGGCUCUUCAAGAUCUCUACAAGUCCCUGAACAAUCCACAGCAACUGAGAGGAUGGAGAUCAGAAGGAGGAGAUCCAUGCGGAGAAGCCUGGAUGGGAAUUUCGUGUUCUGGAUCGUCCAUAGUAGAACUACAACUACGAGGGUUAAAGCUUUUGGGUAGUCUUGGAAACCAGCUUCAACAUCUCCACAAUUUGAAGAACCUAGAUGUUAGCUUCAAUAACCUUCAAGGUGAAAUUCCAUUUGGCUUGCCUCCAAAUGCUACCCACAUAAACAUGGCUUAUAACAAUCUGACCCAGAGUCUCCCAUUUUCCUUACCUCUUAUGACACCUCUUCUGUCCCUGAAUUUGAGCCAUAACUCACUUUCUGGACCGCUUGGAAAUGUAUUUUCUGGGUUACAGAUUAAAGAAAUGGAUCUAUCUUUCAAUAAUUUGACGGGAGAUCUACCGAGCUCUUUUGGAUCUCUAAUGAACCUGACUUCACUGUUCCUCCAGAACAACAAAUUUACAGGAUCAAUCAUCUAUCUCGCGGAUCUUCCUUUAGCUGACCUGAAUAUCGAAGAUAACCAGUUCAGUGGUAUUAUCCCAAGUCAUUUUCAGUCCAUUCCUCAUCUGUGGAUUUGGGGAAACAAGUUCCACGUAGAACCCAACUAUAAACCAUGGAAGUUCCCUUUGGACGUCAUACCAAUGAUUCAAAAUGCUACUGGCUAUCCAACUACUCAGUCGAGUGCCAUUAUGAACUUUCCCAGAGCUCAGAAGGUCAGAAAGAAGAAGAAAGGCAUAGGAGCAGGGAGUACUGUUUUACUGGUUGGCGGUUUGGCUUUGCUGGGAACUUUCUUUGCACUUUUCACAGUCAGAAUGAGUCAACGACGUGCACAAAACCUUGCUGCUAGUCACAGAAGCAACAAUAGCACAGCGUACUCUCUUCCAGUCAGUACAGGCCGAGAAUUUCCUGUUGCAACUGAAGAUAGCCCACAGAUGAAAAGGGUCCGGCCACCGCCAGUUCCCCAGCUGAGACAUAUACCACCUCCACCUGUCAGAAUCGAUAAAACAGCAAGACGAAACAGUUUCUCUGCUACAUGCCAAUAUCCAGCAUAUGCGAAGCUUUUCUCAGCUGCAGAGCUUCAAUUGGCAACAAACAAUUUCAGUGAGGAAAACCUACUCGGAGAGGGUCCUCUUGGUUCUGUUUACAGAGCCAAGUUGCCUGAUGGCCAAUUUGCCGCGGUGAGAAACAUCCCAAUGUCUUCACUCUCUUUACAUGAAGAGGAGAAAUUUACUGAAGUGCUUCAGACAGCUUCCAAAUUAAGACAUCCAAACAUUGUGACACUUCUCGGUUUCUGCAUUGAUAAUGGGCAGCAUCUUCUUGUCUAUGAGUAUGUUGGGCAUUUGUCGUUGUACAAUGCUAUGCAUGAUGAGGUAUACAAGCCACUUUCUUGGGGCUUGCGUCUCCGCAUUGCUAUCGGAGUUGCCCGAGCUCUGGACUAUUUGCACUCGUCGUUUUGCCCUCCUAUUGCCCAUAGCGAUCUGAAAGCAACAAAUAUCUUACUAGACGAAGAACUGACACCUCGUAUUGCUGACUGUGGGCUUGCUAGUUUAAGGCCACUUACAAGCAACAGUGUAAAACUUCGGGCUUCGGAGAUAGCGAUACAGAACACUGGCUACAUAGCACCAGAACAUGGACAAUCAGGAAGUAGUGGCACAAAGAGCGACACUUAUGCACUGGGAGUGCUACUCUUGGAACUGUUAACCGGAAGGAAAGCGUUUGACAGCUCACGACCCCAAGGAGAACAGCUACUGGUGAAAUGGGCAUCAACCAGACUUCAUGACAGGCGGAGCCUAGAACAGAUGAUUGAUGGAGGCAUAGCCGGCACAUUCUCCUCAAGAGUUGCCUCACAAUACGCAGACAUUAUCUCCCUAUGCACUCAGGUAGAGAAGGAGUUUAGACCAGCGGUUUCAGAAAUAGUUGAAGCACUCACUGCACUAAUACAGAAACAGAACAAGGAAGCAAGCAGUGUAGCAGACAAGACCGAGGUUGACCCUUUUAGUAAAUCUUUCUGCUCAACACGCACACGCUUCAUCUCCUCACCCACCUUCAGCCACCCUUCCACUUGA
Messenger RNA from Eutrema salsugineum, 2205 nucleotides. RefSeq names its product protein STRUBBELIG-RECEPTOR FAMILY 2. The transcript is spliced from 16 exons. Bases 1 to 2205 code for a protein of 734 amino acids. Gene Ontology annotation, biological process: protein phosphorylation. NCBI's taxonomy places the organism in Eukaryota, Viridiplantae, Streptophyta, Magnoliopsida, Brassicales, Brassicaceae. The record is from RefSeq and is a predicted model, not a curated record. Gene Ontology annotation, molecular function: ATP binding; protein kinase activity; protein binding.